AUGGAGCUGGUGGUCGGCGGUUCCCGAGCUACCAUGGGGUCCCUCCUGUCAAAGCUUGGCAGGCUUCUCUCCGACGAGUACACCCUGAUUAGGGGCGUCGAGGGUGACCUCCAAUACAUCAACGACGAGCUCGCCACCAUGCAGUCCUUUCUCCGGGCCUACGAUGGAAGCCACGGCGACCUGAUGAAGGACUGGAUGAAGCAGAUCCGCGACAUCACCUACGACAUCGAGGACUGUAUCGACGACUCCGGCAAUCGCAUCCGCGGCCUGCGCAUCAGCAUGCGCUGCUACUGCCUCGUCAAUGGCGUCUACGAGAUCUUCACUUGGUGGACUCGCCGCGACAUCGCCUCGAAGCUGUCUCUCCUGAAGAUGCGGGCGCAGCAGAUCGGCGAGAGACGAGAAAGGUAUGGCGUCUUCAAUGCAGCGGAGUCUGGCGCAGGCGAAGUCCAUGCCGGCAGCAAGGCCCCUGGGUUUGAUGUUGCCGACAACCAGGCCCCUGGCCUGCUUCAGCUUGUCACCACAAGAGAACCCGUUGGAGUUGAGGAUCUCAUGAAGAAGCCCCACAAGCGGGUGACUUGCAUUGUGGGGUUCGGAGGCGUGGGGAAGACCGCCAUCGCCACCACCUUGUACAGGAACGCCGGGCAGGAGUUCGGCCAUCGAGCCGUGGUGACGGUGUCUCAGAGCACCGACCUGGAGGCCAUUCUCAGGAACAUUAGGGAUCAAGUCAAGCUGCUUACCAGCAAUCACGAGCAGCAGGACAGGUCAGAGAAGAAGAACAGCUUCGUCACAGCAGCUGUCAAAGGCGUACUGGGUCAGGUCAGCCGAGGCUCGUCAUCCGUCAUGGCGGCCAUAUGCUGCAGACCCAGCAACGCCGAUCAAGAACGUGAGAUUGAUAUACUCAAGCAAGACAUCGCGAAGCACCUGAACGGAAACCGGUACUUGGUCUUAAUUGAUGACGUAUGGUCUCAGUCGUUGCUGGAUACAAUUAUAAAUGCACUUCCAAAUGAUGAGAAUAGCAUAAUAAUAGUUACUACACGGUUUCAUGAUGUUGCUACAACACAAAGAGAAGCCGACAUUCGUUCAGUUCAUGGUCUAGUGGAAGAGAAAUCCAAGAACUUAUUUAUACAGGCCUACAAUGAGUCCAAAGGAAGCAAAGGUGUUACUACACGGCUUCAAACUCCUACUCCAACAGCUAAGAGCAAAGAAGAGUCGUCUAAGAAAGCUGCCUCUGAAACUGAAGAUAGCAAAUAUGGUCACAACCCUGCAGAAUCAUCUAAGCAAGCCGCCUCUGAGUCUGAAGGAAGAAAAGAUGGUCACAAGAACCCUGCAGAGUCAUCUAAGCAAGCCCCCUCUGAAUCUGGUGGAAGCAAAAAUGGUCACAGCCCUGCAGAGUCAUCCAAGCAAGCCGCCUCUGAGUCUGAUGGAAGCAAAAAUGGUCACAACCCUGCAGAGUCAUCCAAGCAAGCCGCCUCUGAAUCUGAAGGAAGCAAAGAUGAUCCAUUUCCAGAGCAAGUCUGGAAGAUUUGUGGGGGGCUGCCAUUGGCCAUAAUUACCAUGGCUGGUCAUGUGGCUUGCAACCCAGGCAAAGAGCAUCAGUAUUGGCAGAAAGUUUGCGAAGAUAUAUUUCCAGAAUCAAGGAAAGAUGGUCCUGAAAACCUAACACAAGAGGAAGUCAGUAGGAUUGUUAGCCAUUGCUACAAUGACAUGCCCGCUGAAAUCCAGACUUGCUCACUGUAUUUGAGCAUAUUUCCCAAGGGCUGCAAAAUCAGCAGGAAACGCUUGACAAGGCGAUGGAUAGCCGAAGGUAUUGUCUGCGAGAAAGAUGGGCUGGGUGUAGAUGUUAUUGCAGAGACAUACUUCAAUCAUCUCAUCAGGAGGAAGAUCAUCCAACCAGUGGAGCACAACGGCAAUGGGAAGGUGAAGAAAUGUGUAGUUCACGACAUGGUUCUUGAGCUCAUUGUGAGAAAGGCAAGUGAAGAGAAUUUUAUCACUGUGGUUGGUGGUAAUUGGUUCAUGCAGCCGCCUAGUAGCAAGGUGCGUCGGCUGUCCAUACAAGACAGGGAUUUCAAACAUGCAAAGGAUACAGAGAAGAUGAACUUGUCCCAUGUCAGGUCACUAACCAUCUUCGGGAGCUUAAAGAAACAACUCUCUUCCCAUUCGUUCAAGUUUGGAAUUGUACAGGUCCUGGAUCUUGAAGGCUGCAAGGAUUUCAAACAGCACCAUAUAGUUGAGAUAUGUGAAAUGCUUCUUCUCAAGUAUCUCAGCCUUAGGAAAACUGACACCAAACAACUUCCUGAUAACAUUGGAAAGCUUAAGAACCUUGAGACGCUGGACAUUCGGGAGACAGAAGUUUUCGAGUUACCCAAAGCUGUAUGCCAGCUUCAAUGGUUGGUAAACAUACUUGGUGGGAAUAAAACCACACGGAAGGCAUUGAGGCUUCCUCGAAAUCUGAAGAAGAAAAUGAAGGCACUGCAGAUACUGUCAGGGAUUGAGAUUGUUGAGGGGUCAUCAGACCUUCGUCAUUUGACCAAGCUUAGGAAGCUUGCCAUCUACAAGCUCGAAACCAUGUUGAGUUCUAUGUGUUUAGAGGAGUUAAGGUCCUCUAUCGAGUAUCUAGGUGGCUGCUCUCUGCAAACCCUAAUAAUUGAUGAUGAGUCAUCUGAUUUUGUCAAAUCAAUGGAUGGUUUGACAUCCCCUCCAAGAUUCCUUGUUUCCCUUGAGUUGUCUGGCAAGAUGAUUAAGCUCCCCAAGUGGAUAAAAAAACUGAAUGUUCUCAACAAGUUAACCCUUUCACUGACAGCUCUCCGGACAGAUAACUUGAGGGACCUCAGUGAACUAGAUGCAUUGUUUUCUCUCACCUUCUGUUCUAGGGGUAAACAAGAGGACCAACAAACACUGGCCAUUGUGGCUGAAAAUAAGAUGUUCUCUAAAGGGGUGAUCACGGUGCUGGCUGGAGGAUUCAAGAGUCUAAAGCUUCUGUGCCUCUCUGGUGCUCUAUUACCUCUGCUGAGCUUUUCAAGUAAGGCUAUGCCAGAGCUGGAAAGGCUUGAGAUUCGGUACAGCAUGCUGGAGGGCAUUCUUGGUGUAAAAUACCUUGCAAAGCUGGAAGAGUUUCAUUUGACAUCGGACAACAAAGACAAUGAAGAUAUGAUGACCAAGGAGAUAGCAAGGGAGCUGGGUGUGUUGAGGAGAAUUGACGGCAAGGGGCCCAGGGUAAUCCUUCAUCAGGGACCGCUUGGGAUGAAGCCAAGUUCUGCAUGAAUCUUUAGUUUGGUGAGAGUUUGAGGAGCUGAAAAAGAAGAGGCAUGCGUAAGUGCAGUGGUGAAGAAAGGAGGACAAGGGAGGCAGGAGACACACAAGAGGCCCAGCCACAGAUAGUAGUGGCACAGCAAGCAGCGCGCGAAGCCAAAGUCUGGGCGAGUGUUUGUAGGUUCAGAGAUCCGUCACAACUGGUUUCUUCCUCCUCUGGUAUGUUUCACGCUACCAAACUUGCAUGAAUUUGGAUGAUGCUUCAUUCUCAGUGUGCAUCACAAGAGUGAUCAGAUACUAUAUUUACUGCUUUUGUGUGUGGAAUAAAUCUGAUGAUCAGCAGAGUGUAAUUUAU
This is a messenger RNA of Triticum dicoccoides, 3604 nucleotides long. Its product is annotated as disease resistance protein Pik-2-like. The transcript is spliced from 4 exons. Gene Ontology annotation, molecular function: ADP binding. The record is from RefSeq and is a predicted model, not a curated record. Bases 1 to 3261 code for a protein of 1086 amino acids. Gene Ontology annotation, biological process: defense response to other organism. Lineage: Eukaryota; Viridiplantae; Streptophyta; Magnoliopsida; Poales; Poaceae.